Contarinia nasturtii (swede midge) is the source of this 2105-nucleotide messenger RNA. RefSeq names its product mediator of RNA polymerase II transcription subunit 15-like. The transcript has 4 exons. The coding region runs from base 233 to 1693 and encodes 486 amino acids. Lineage: Eukaryota; Metazoa; Arthropoda; Insecta; Diptera; Cecidomyiidae. The record is from RefSeq and is a predicted model, not a curated record.
UUCUUUACCGCAUUCAGGUAGCAACUGAAGUGCUGUUGAAAAUACAAACAACAAAUAACGGUAACGAGUAGUUAAAAAAUAGCGCGUUUUCUACCGGCCAAAGGAUUUUAUACGUGCAAUUUAAAUUGAAUGGAUUUCAUUGCAUGACAGAACAAAGAGAAUAAAGUGCAUACAUUUUCGAACACCGUCGAUUUUACCUAUUGGAUUACAAUUUACUAGGAUAAAUAUAAUAAUGAAUAUUCAAUUGAAAUAUGUGCUGUUAACAACAAUGUUAACAUUUGCUGUGGCCGAAAAACAACUGAAACUCGAAGACAUUGAACGAGACAAUUUAUUGAGCGAACGACGUGUAAAUAGAGAUCAAGAAAUUGUUAAAAUUGGACAGUCACAACGGUUGGUCGCUCCAAUUCAUGUGGGACCUCAUUACGAGGCAUCAUCGGAAAGUACGAGCAAUGACCUAGGCGAGGAUAUUGUUUAUGCUCAGCCACCAACAGCACCAGACGGUGACACAACAUCUCGUGAACAAUAUGCCGAACAAUAUGGAAAAGUUGAUCAACAAACGUCAAUUCAGUAUGUAACGCCACAGCAACAGCAACAGCAACAACAGCAAUACGAAGCAACGCCCACUUCGGCAUCAUAUACAAACCCAGUACACCCAGUUCAUGAAGCAACUCAUACCUAUUCGUCACCAGCCCGAGAAUCUUUGGUGAAUCCAAUUGUGUACAAGCCACCCGCAUCACCGUCUCCAUAUAUUUCGCAACAGCCAAAGUAUGUCUAUGUUCAAGCUGGCGCGCAACAAUUAUCGCCAAGCGGUGUCAUUACAUACGGUCAGCCACAACAUUCUGUCGAAAAUCUGGUACAAACUCAACAGAAAAAUGCACAAGAUGAUAUCAGCUAUCCGGCCAUUGAACAAAAUCAAAUUUCGGAGACCUCACAGCAAGCGGUGAAUGCACCGACGCGCCAAGAAAACUAUGCAUCACGAGCACUUCAAUAUUAUCCAUAUUUGACACAAACACCAUCCAUCCCGAAUUAUGUAAUGUUAUUUAGAAAUCCAGCACAGGCUCAAACGUAUGCGUUUCCAUCGAUUCAAUAUGCACAACCGUAUGCCACCAAUAUACCAGCUGAACAUGCAUCACCAUCACAGCAUUUGACGGCUCCUCAACCAACACUGGCUGCAACCUUUGUGAAUCCACAUCUUGACGGCACUGCGGUGCUACAAGCACCUGAAUCAACUGCCAUUCCAACCGCUGCCCUCCAAUAUACCACCAUACCUCAGCUACAAUUGACUCCACAAUCAUUGCAAUUACAACCCGUUGCUGAAUUUGUCACAUCACCGCAAAUCCAAAAUUCCCAUAAAUAUUAUCAGCCAUCGCCACAACAUUUACAAUCGCCACUUGAUAUUUUCCAUUCAUUUCAAAAACAUCAGCCAACCAGUUUGCUCGAUUCAUAUGUACCCAGUUCAGUGAUCUAUGCGGCGCAACGGCAACGGAAUGCUGCUUUGAUAAAUCGUCAAAUUUUACACGCUGUUUCCGGUAACUUUGCAUCGCCAACAUUGGCCCAUCCAACGCAUUUCUUUCAACACGGUUCACAUCAACCGGGUUACAAUACCAUUGCAUAUUCAACGGCCCAAGGCUACUCAAAACGAUCACCCAAACUAGUUACGGAACGUCCACUAAAGCUGAAUAAGAGAAACUAGAAAUGAAAUUGAGUUUGCAUGUAAUAAACCGUAAACCUUUGGCUUGAUUGUUUGUUUUUAAAGAAUGUUCAUUAUGUUGCUGUUGUUUACAGAGAAUCAAAUAAUCCAUAGUUUUUUUUUUAUUCAUUGUUGAUAGAUUAUUGUUAUUAGAAUAUUCGGUGACAGUGAACUCUGUGGAUGGACAAUUUUGGUUUCAACCUUUUUUCAGAAUUGUGAAAAUACCUAGCCAGUUCAAUGAUAAAAAAAUGACUCAAUGACGCCCGUUUAGUUUUUAGCGUAUAAUAAUUUUAAUAUCAUUCCAUUCAUAUAGCAUCAUGUAUAGUGCCACUAGUCUUAGGCGAAACAUACUUCAAGCAUAUUUGUUGAUUUAUCAAAAUCGAUAAUGAAAAAUGAAUAAAAAAAUCCACUACCA